AUGUCAAGAAGUUUUGCCUUGUUCGUUCUUCUCUGCGUCCUUCUCUCCAGCUUCUCCACUGCAAUUCCUCUCCGGAGUCUGUUUCUUCGUUCCUACGAUGAUAUCAAUCAGGAAAGCGUUUCCAGAGGUUAUUUCGCACCACAAGAGACCGUAAAUGAAAUUGAUAAUUCAGAUAGCAGAGCAAAACGUGGACUUGAUCUUCUGAAACGACGAGUUGAAAUCAUUGAGAGGAAUCGUUGUUUUUUCAAUCCAAUCACAUGUUAUUAG
This is a messenger RNA of Caenorhabditis remanei, 267 nucleotides long. RefSeq lists its product as uncharacterized. Bases 1 to 267 code for a protein of 88 amino acids. The record is from RefSeq and is a predicted model, not a curated record. NCBI's taxonomy places the organism in Eukaryota, Metazoa, Nematoda, Chromadorea, Rhabditida, Rhabditidae. The transcript has 3 exons.